AUGCGCUCGCUCUCAUCUUGGAUACCAUUCCGCAAAGCAAAAAAAUCAUCUGCCGCGGUUGACAAGCAACAUCUGCUGGCACUAAUACGAGAAGACUCUUUGCUAGAAUUUGUCGUGAAACUGCCUACGAAGAUUCCCUCAGCCCCAGCACCAUCCCACUCCCCUUCUAGGAGACGAGAUAUCGCUGAGAUGUUGGACGACGAUAAUACCUCCUGGGUCUACCCAAGACAGACCAGGUGA
Molecule: messenger RNA, 240 nt
Organism: Fibroporia radiculosa
Lineage: Eukaryota; Fungi; Basidiomycota; Agaricomycetes; Polyporales; Fibroporiaceae
Exons: 4
Coding region: 1-240 (79 amino acids)
Source: RefSeq, a predicted model, not a curated record